This is a messenger RNA of Scophthalmus maximus (turbot), 4530 nucleotides long. RefSeq names its product BCL6A transcription repressor b (gene bcl6ab). Gene Ontology annotation, molecular function: RNA polymerase II cis-regulatory region sequence-specific DNA binding; protein binding; DNA-binding transcription factor activity, RNA polymerase II-specific. NCBI's taxonomy places the organism in Eukaryota, Metazoa, Chordata, Actinopteri, Pleuronectiformes, Scophthalmidae. Gene Ontology annotation, biological process: regulation of transcription by RNA polymerase II. Gene Ontology annotation, cellular component: nucleus. Bases 1396 to 3339 code for a protein of 647 amino acids. The transcript has 9 exons. The record is from RefSeq and is a predicted model, not a curated record.
UCAGCACUGGGUCAGAAGUCAUAGUGGAGUGGAGCAGAUGGCCGCGCGGCUGCGGCCUGGGCUGGACGGGGCAGGACGGGUGUUUAGCUUUCAGAACUUUUAAAAAUGAUUCGUGAUUUGUUCGACCUAGAAGUGUUCAAGUAGCAAGUAGCAUUUGACAGCUGCGCGUCAGUGUUCGUUCCGCGUGUCAGGCGGAAGCGCGCCUCCGGCGUGUGCGCUUUGAUUUGGCUGAACUGUGCCACUUAUUCCUCCGAGUGUUGUGGCGAGGCGGAGACGCGCUGCGCUCACCUCCGGUGUCGAGCGACGAACUGGGGCCUGUUGUGUUCACUGGAGAUCUUAUGCUUCGUGUUCUCGACGUUCAUGUCGGGAAAGCGGGGCACGUGUGCGGCCGAGGUGGCGCGACAGGACCGGUCGGUCCGGUUCGCGGCUCAGGUUCUCGUCUGCGCAUUUCUCCGUCGACGAGCAACAACGCCUCCACUUCGCGGAGUGUCCGCGAACGCGCAUUGGCGAAGGCGCGUUCGACAUGAGCCCGAGUCGAGCGGCAAAGUCGCGAAAGACUUUUCACAUUUCUUAAAGAACAAUUAAAGUGCGGGGCAGUCGAGGACACCAGAGUCCCCCCCCCCCAAAUCCUCUCAAACUCGGCCGGACCUGCGCCGGCCUGCUCGCUGGCUCGCGGCCGAAGUUGCGCAGCGAAGCAACUAAUCACUUCACUAUAUCACAUCCGACCAGGGCUCCGUUCAGUCCCGACGUCCGCGGCUCGCACACGACCGGAGGGGCCGGGGGCCGGGGGGCCGGGGCCAGUGGGAGCCGUGUUCAUGGGUUAAACGGGACGGGUUCGUGCUUACGCGAGGGGAACAGGAAACCUCGCUGUGUACUGGCAACCUAAUCUGCGCAGCCAGGACGGAAUGUGCUCGACGUCGAACACGUUUACAACUGCAGGCUGCAGGCUGCCAGCGCCUGGCCCGCUGCCUCUCAGGCAGGCGGCUGGAAAAACGGACAGACUCCACUCGCUCCGUCAGCCCUGCACCGCUGCGGUAGUUUUCACAGUAGUUCGUAAAUAAACAAAUAAAUACAUUUUAAUCGGGGUUUUUUUGUAUUUGUUGUGAACCGCAAAAUUGAUGAUAAACUUUGUCCCGAGUUUUUAAAUAACUCGCUUGGAGAAAAAAAAGCCAUAUUGUUCAAAAAACAAAUAGAGACGCGAGGCACGACUCUGUCAGCACCCUCUUCCCUUUCUGCUGGCGGUGGCGCCACCUUGUGACCGAACACGGUCAAGACACUUUGGGUUUCAAAAACCUGUUGCUGUUCGACCCUGACGACAGGAGGAGGAGGCUUGUUGUAGAGAAGCACAUGAGCUGGUGACCUAUUAAUAAUAAGAAUCUAGUGUAUUGCGACAGCAUGGCCACGACUGCAGAUGGCUGUAUUCAAUUCACGCGACAUGCAGGCGACGUCCUGCUCAACUUUAACCGCCUCCGCAGCAGGAACCUCCUGACCGAUGUCACCAUACAGGUGGACGGGCAGCAUUUCCGCGCUCACAAGGCCAUCUUGGUGGCCUGCAGUGGCCUCUUUUAUUCCGUGUUCAUGGACACAGACAAUGCAGACCUCGGAGCCAUCAGCUUAGACCCCAAAGUGGACCCCAUGGGUUUCUCCAUCCUGCUGGAUUUCAUGUACACGUCCUGUCUUAACCUUAAGGACAGUUUGGUUCUGGUCACCAUGAACACAGCCAUCUAUCUACAGAUGGAACACGUGGUCGACACCUGCCACAGGUUCAUCAAGUCCAGGCAUCAGUCUCAGAACAUGCAGACGAGUGAGGUACACACCAACUCACCCCAUCUUGCUGAGGAGAUCCCUGCUGUGACGCCCGUCGCUGAUAAAGAAUCAGACUUUAGGUACAACCACACGUCAACCACAUCCCCUCUCCAGGAGUGCCAGGGCAGCAUCCCCAAUGUUUUCAGGGGUAUCAACACAUCUGGCUCCUAUCAUGUCUACGGAGACGUUCAUGUCCCUGCUGGGAAGCUGGAAGGCUCCCUCCCCAGAGGUGGGUCUUUGCCCCAAAAACGAUGCUCGCAGGUACCCAUCACCAACAUGGCUCACAGUGGCUCCACCACCAUCAUCUCCCACUUGGUGCCAUCACACCCCGGUUGCCCCGCCUCUAUCAUCCAACCAGCAGGAGUCCAUGGGAGCCAUCACGGACCUGCUGCUCCCAUGGAGGAGGAAAACAUCCAGCACCCGCCAACCAGCUUCCUGAGGUUGUGUCCGGGCUUCAGCAAAGGCGUGAUUUGUAGUCCUCAAAGCCCGCUCAGAUCUGACUGCCAGCCGAACUCGCCCACCGAGUCGAGCAGCAGCAGAAAUGCAGCCCUGAGCCUCAAACAGACCCCAGACUGCCCGAAAGACACCAAGGCGCGCAACUGGAAGAAGUACAAGUUCAUUGUCAUGAAUCAAACCCCCGACGAAAAUGACAAAGAGUCUCAGGGAGGCAACGCAGAAGCCACAUCCAUGCCCCCUAUGCCGAGCCCCUGCAGGAGUGUCGGAGCAGGCGGGGACAGCGGGGUCCAGUCAGACGAGGGGGCCAGCGAACACAGAGAAGACAGCCCCCAGUCUCAGUGUGUUGACAGCUGCAUCAGCAGUACCUGCAGCAGCAUCAGCCACCGCAGAUGCUCCUCCUGUGGCUGUGACAGCCCUCAGGGCACUGAGAUGGGUCACCUUUCUCCUGACUCAUACAGCAGAGACGACACUACCAAACUACACUUAGAGUUCUCCCCCUCCAGCUGUGAAAACAACACCUACUUCUGCAACGGUUGUGACUUCAAGUUCACAGAUGAAGAUUCCCUCAGAGACCACAUGGUGCAGGUCCACAGUGACAAGCCAUACAAGUGUGACUGCUGCCAGGCAGCAUUCCGCUACAAAGGCAACCUGGCCAGCCACAAGACCGUUCAUACUGGAGCCAAACCGUACCACUGCAACAUCUGUGGUGCUCAGUUUAACCGACCAGCCAACCUCAAAACUCAUACCCGGAUCCACUCGGGAGAAAAGCCAUACAAGUGUGAGACGUGCGGUUCCCGAUUUGUCCAGGUGGCCCACCUUCGUGCCCAUGUGUUAAUCCACACAGGAGAGAAGCCGUACCCUUGUGAGAUCUGUGGAACACACUUCCGCCACCUUCAGACGCUCAAGAGCCACAUGCGCAUUCACACCGGAGAGAAGCCUUAUCAUUGUGAAAAAUGUGACCUCCACUUCAGACACAAGAGUCAGCUGAGGCUUCACCUCCGGCAGAAGCACGGUGCGGUCACAAACACCAAGGCUCAGUAUCGCAGGACUCCCAGCAACAUGGUGAACUCCUGCUGAGCCUGCUACUGUCCUCCGAUGUCUUUUUAUUCAUGUUUUUGCAUUGGCCACCAUGUUGUCACGGGAUGUUUUUUUCUUUUUCUAAAUACAGAUAAACAUGGAUACAUAUAUAUGCAUUUGUAAAUGAUGCACAACACUUGGUGUAAGCUCUUCAGUAUUUGGUAGCUCUUGGUGUAAGAUUGUAGAAGUUCAUGCUUCCGUUGUGAAUGUGUAACAACAGAAUACACAUUUUGAAUGUGAAUCUGAGCAGGAUUUUCUGUAUUUUGCAAAUCACUUAAGUGAAUGUCAGCCUUGAAGGACAGUCCUCUCCCUCACUGGGAUUGAGAAUCACUGUUACAGUUUUGCUUUUGAUUAUUGGUAUGAAUUUCCCCCGAUAAUGUGGUCACAGUUUAUGCAGUUAUUUUCAUUAGUCUAUUUUUGUAAAUAAGAUAAUAUAUAUUUCCAGAUUGCCAUCUGCUGGCAGAGUACAAGUAUAUUUAUGUUAUGUUUGUUCGUGUCACGCACAGUGAGCCUCACUGAUCGUCAAUAUCACAAGGGCUUGUUAUUUUGCAAUUUAUAAAAUUGCAAUGUGCAUAUUUUUCCCCCAAUCAUUUCUAGGCUCUUGUUCGUAUUUUGCACAUAACCAUAAUGCUGUGAUCCAUAUAUUUUCAUACUUUUCAUAUAUUUCUACUUAAAAUGUUUUGGACCUGUUGAAAAUGUCCAGCACCUGCUAAAUUCUUAUUUAUAGUCUGUUUUUUUUCAUUUUGGUGCUGCAGUGAUCCAGUGUCGCCAAGGGAUCAUUAAAGAUUGUAUUUUAACCAACCUUAUGUAUUAUAGUGCACUUAUAUGUAUCAGUGUAUUCAUAGUGUCUUACGUUCACACUUUUCUUUUGUCAGACUAACCAUUAAUGCAUUUUCAGUUUGGUAAUACAGAAGCCUCGGUAGAUAUAAGCUGCUUUUUUGAUGCAUUUGCCAUUUUGCAUUUGGUACUUUGCCCUGUUGUUAUUUGUAUGCAUGUCAGGUACUGUUGUUAUGAAAUCUGUUGUACAUAGCUCAUAAGAUACAGAUACACCAGGCCUCAAGCUAAAAUGCUCAGGAAUAUUAGUAAUAUGUCAGCAAGUGUCUUUGCAACUGCUAAUUGUAUAAUAAGAAUAUAUACAUAUAUAUGUAUAUAUGAAAUGAAAAUAAAAUGUAUAUUAUGUAGAACACAGCA